UUCUCUGAAGUAUACGUGGCUUACCUGCAAUUGUAACUGCGUCUGCAGCGGUCUGCAGACACCACAAGCUGAUGCCUCUCCCCUGGCAGCUUUGCUUGUAGUUUACCUGCAAACAGCAAGUGAAUUUCGUCCUAUACCGAAGGCAGCUGAUUCGUUAACAAAGAUGGGAUGGAAAAGUUCUAUAGCCAUUCAUUUAGGAUUUUGGCUCUACUUAGUGGGAGGAGGAUUGAUUUACUAUUACAUUGAAAAUCCUAUGUACCAUCUUCCACCGGUGGAAAAACCGAUGACAAUAAACGCCACUUUCUGCCAAGAUUUGAUGAAUUCAGUUGAAUAUUCCGUAACACUCAGUGCAGGCGACGUGAAAGCUGAAAACAACUGUUUCGAAAAAUGGUUCGAGGUGGUUAGAGAAUCUUGCAACAACCUGACUUUGAAGUUGGAAAAUGCUACCGAUAUAAACGGAACUGGAGACCCUCCCUGGGAGUUUUCAAGUGCCCUGUUUCUGUGCAUGACCAUUCUCACCACUAUCGGUUACGGAGCUUACAGUCCCAAAAGCAAUUGGGGGAAGGUAUUUUGCAUAUUUUACGGCUUUGUCGGAAUCCCGAUAUGCGGAGUAGUCCUCGCUUCGACUAGCGACUAUUUCAGCAACAUAUUUCUGUACUUGUACGAACGCCGACAGAAAAAGCAGAAAAACGACAAUAAGCAACGCAGUAUUUUUAUAGCAGCCAUCAUCUUUCUUAUUCCCGGAUUGGCUGUCUUCAUCUUCUUUCCAGCCGCAUUAUUCGUUGUCAUUGAAGGCUGGUCUUACUUGGAUGCAACAUAUUUUUGCUUUAUAACACUCACAACUGUGGGAUUUGGAGACAUUAUUGCAGCUCAGCAAACGAAUAGCAAGCUGUUGUGGCUGUACCGAAUUUCUUGGAUUAUCUGGGUUACGCUGGGCAUUGCGUAUUGGGCGAUUGUCAUCAAUUUCAUCACCAAGGCUUUAAAGUCAAAAAAAUUAAGGGAAAAAUGGACAAAAACGAGCAACGCACUCUCGGCACAAGCGCAAGAAAUACGGCGAGUAGUUAUCCGUCUUCCUCGCACACUUUCGAGCAGUACACUGAAAUCUGUUGGACAAAACGACAGUCUGUUCACUGCUCUCAAAACCAAAUCUGCAUUUGACUUCGCUUUACAUUUCACGGAUUCCUUGGGGAAAUCAUUGACUGAACCUGAACGUAUUAAGUGUCUUGCCGAUAUCGUCUCGGCUUUCGAAACCGCUCCCGCUGCUGAAAUGGGAUCAGAGCUAAAACAACGACAAUCAGUUGCGGAUCCACCUACCCCUGAUUUAACUAAACGUAAGCAACUUUCCUUGGCUGCCGAUAUUGCGGCGGCCCUAAAAUCCUUUCCUGGAAGCGAAUCAGACGAACAACUACACCACCAACAAUUUAUGGAUCAACAUUCCCCCAUUUUAGCUGAACGGAAGAGUCUUUCUCUGGCCGAUAUCGCCAAAGCUUUCAGAUCCGCUUCUGGCUACGGACUAGACCAACACCAACAAGAUCUGGUUAUGAGUCCGUCAACCCCCGUUUUAGAUGGACUUAGGAGCCUUUCUCUUAUCAAUCUCAUACCGUCACAAUCAGAAAUGAAUCCAACUACCCCCAGUUUGCCAAAACGCAAGUUUUAUUCUCCUGCCUAUUUCGGAACGGCCUUCGAAUCCGCUUCCGGAUUAGAUCCGCACCAACAAUCCGAUGCCGUUCAGCCCCCCGCUGAACACGAUGAGGUUCAAACCUCAACACAAAAUGAUGGGUUGUCUUCUUGGCCAUCUUCCUUUAACGCCCCGCCUACCAUUAGGGUUACAGAUUCAAGAAAUAACGAUGAUAAUGUGUCCAUCCCCAUUUUCUAUUUUUCUUUAAAUCCUCUUCUUCGGGGACUUCUCAUUGAAGCGUUACUGAUCCUGAAUGAAGCUGAAACUAACGGAACAAUUCUGGAUAAGAAUUGAUAUACCAGCACACCAACUCUCAUUUAUCUUUAACUACAGUAAUAAUAGCAUUAUAGCUUUAAUCUAUUAAAUACGGAAAGUCAUGGAAUGAUGAGAAUAUGACGGAAUCGGAUAGCCGGUUAAGUCACGAUGAGCCAUCUAGCGGACAUGAUUAUAACAUUUACUUUAAAGUUGUGAAGCCGCUUCAAUUCGAAAAAUCUGAACAACACUGGAGCGGUGUAAUCCGGGCAGAAACUGGACACGCUACUUUGAUUGAUGUUAACGGGAUGUAAGAAUAAAUUCAGAAAGUCAUCCAACAAGUUCAUAAUAUAUAAACUGGCACAUUCCGCAAUAAUAA
Molecule: messenger RNA, 2309 nt
Organism: Daphnia pulex (common water flea)
Lineage: Eukaryota; Metazoa; Arthropoda; Branchiopoda; Diplostraca; Daphniidae
Product: open rectifier potassium channel protein 1-like
Exons: 9
Coding region: 164-1972 (602 amino acids)
Biological process (GO): potassium ion transmembrane transport; stabilization of membrane potential
Cellular component (GO): membrane
Molecular function (GO): potassium ion leak channel activity
Source: RefSeq, a predicted model, not a curated record